Messenger RNA from Scatophagus argus, 5763 nucleotides. RefSeq names its product phosphatase and actin regulator 2 (gene phactr2). Gene Ontology annotation, biological process: actin cytoskeleton organization. Gene Ontology annotation, molecular function: actin binding. NCBI's taxonomy places the organism in Eukaryota, Metazoa, Chordata, Actinopteri, Scatophagidae. The record is from RefSeq and is a predicted model, not a curated record. The transcript is spliced from 13 exons. The coding region runs from base 256 to 2163 and encodes 635 amino acids.
AAUGAGAGGCAUUUCUUCAGCUGCUCUCACGAGGAGGAAGAAGAGGUGGGAGGGGAAGUUACUACGUAGUAGCGACCCAGGCAGUCAGUGAACCAAGUUUCCAGCGACUCUGCCAUCACGGACUGAAACUCUCUCGAAAUGAACCCAUUUGGCGGAGGCGGGCGGGAUUGGUGCGGUAGAAGGCCGUGAUCGUGGGCUUUUCUGGGUGGGUGGGUGGGGGGUUCGGUCCAGCCCGGUGCUCCGGAGAAGCUGAAUAUGGGUCAGACAGCCGUGUCUGCCGUGUCUCAGCCUGCGAGCGUUGAUGGGUUGGAGAAAUCAUCAUCACUGGCCAGCUGUGACGUGGUGGUGGACAGCGCCACCAAUACCCAGAAUUCCCAUGCAUCACGGCAGCAGCGAGGCAAGCUGUCAUCGCUGGGAAAACUUUUCAAACCCUGGAAGUGGAGGAAGAAGAAGACCAGCGACAGGUUCCAGGAUCUUUCCAAAGUUCUGGAGAGAAAAAUCUCCACCAGACAAACGAGGGAGGAGCUCAUCAAGAAAGGAGUUCUCAUCCCUGACCAAGAUGAAACUAUCAGCAGUGAAAACCUGAAUGGCCAUGCCACGUCCAGUGUGACAUCCGAGGAGGUCAAAGUUCACAUUGAGUCUCCAGAAGCACCACUGGAAGAACAGGAACAGGCCCCCGAACCCCUCAGCACAGGGGACAAAACCGAGAGUUGUGAUACUAAACCUCUUGCUCGGGCAAACCAGGCGCGACCUCGAGACACUCAAGCUAAAAAGCAGCCAAGUGCCACUCUGCCUGCCUCUUCCAAACCCGCAGGUGGCACUGCAGCCAUAACCAAGCACAGAGAUGGUGCCACGGGGACUAAAAAGACCACUAAAACCACAGGCAAGACAGGGUCAUCCAGUCAAGCUAAAGCUAACCCUCGGACCACUAACAACACUAGUCGCGGGACUGCUAAAUCCUCCCAUCCAAAGAAGACAGGGUGCACAACAAAAACCGCUCCUGCCUCCACCUCCAACCUUCGUCCUCGUGCGUCUAAGGACGCCGGUGGUGCUGCACAGAAUGGGGGCGCAGAUGCAGGGACCAGCCGGAAAUCAGAGACUUCCGCAUCUUCCUCUGUACCUCAGAAGACCUCUUCAGAGACUCCUGACAAGCCCGGGGAGUUAAAGUCCUCAUCCCUUUCCUCAGACACCAAGUGUCCCUCAUCUAAUGAGUCGGAGGGAGCUGAGGCUCCUUCUCAACCUGGUCUAGAGCCUAAAUCUGCUCUCAAGGCCUCUGCUGCAGGCGAGGAGACCCACAAAGGUAUGUCCACUGUCCAGUCUCCCCAUGUCAACACCUCUACAGAGGACACUUCCUUCACAGAGGGAAAGAUGGACAGCAGCUCAAAGGGAGCGACACAGAAGCCAACAGGUGGCGAGGGAAGUGAAGAAGAAAAGAAGAAAGGAGAGCCAGAGUCUGUUGUGGAGAACAGCUCGAGGUCAGCAGAGUGCCAGCCCGAAAAACCACAAGGCCUCAGCGUGAACACGGAGCAGGCUGAGGUGACGGUGAUCCCCGAUAGGCCGAGAGACAGCCAAAUGAGUGACUCUGAUUCUGACGGACCUAUCCUGUACCGCGACGAGGAGGAAGAGGAGGAGGACGACGAAGACGAGUACACAGGCAGCUCUUUGGCCAGUAAGAUCCGCCGACGAGACACCCUGAACAUCAAACUGAGGAACCGACCCAGCAAGAAAGAGCUGGAAGAGAAAAACAUUCUGCCACGGAGCUCCGAGACAGAAAGACACGAGCUCCGACAGCAGAUAGGCUGCAAACUAGUCAGGCGCCUGAGCCAAAGACCCACCACAGAGGAGCUGGAGCAAAGGAACAUCCUCAAGCAGAAGAAUGAAGCAGAGGAGCAAGAAGCCAAGCAGGAGAUUAAAAGGAGACUCUCCAGAAAGCUGAGUGUGAGGCCUACAGUGGCGGAGCUUGUCGCUCGCAGGAUCCUACGUUUUAACGAAUAUGUGGAGGUAACGGAUGCCAAGGAUUAUGACCGGCGGGCAGACAAACCCUGGACUCGGCUUACUCCCGCUGACAAGGCUGCUAUCCGUAAGGAGCUGAAUGAGUUUAAGAGCCGAGAGAUGGAGGUUCAUGAAGACAGCAAACAGUUCACCAGAUUCCAUCGGCCUUGAGUGCUCUCAUGGCCAGCUGGACGUCAGCAACACAAGCUCUCAAGUCUACAGCUUCCAGCAGUCCUCCACACACUCAGUGUGCAGCUCAGUCCACUUUGCUUUGCGAUCCUCUUGCACCUGAUGAUAUUCUGUCUUCAGUGACAGCUACAGGUGUGCUUAAGGCCUUGGCCCAUCAAUGGAUACCAGUGACACAUUUACGCAUAUCUGUAAUCAGUGUGUAGAGCUCUGAUUAGAGCCAUUUAUUUAUUGUAGAUGGCCUCGCUCUGUUGUGUUUUUGGGUUGGGGUUUUUUUUGUUCUCUUCAGACCUUGUAAUGAGAGGUUCCAGGAAGAAAACCUGGGUACAAUUACCCUGACUCAGUUGUACUAAAGAGUUUGUGUACUUGCCAAGCUAUGCCUUGUCAUAAACUGCCCAACAGGACACAUAUGGACAUCCUCCUCAAACAGGAAAUGGGAGUGAUUGGAUGUUUGUGUGCUGAUGUGUGUCAGAGAUCAGAAGGGAGGAGAUUUAGUUUGUUCUGCUUCGAUGUGCCUCGUGGAGGUGAAUCGGAAAUACUUUUUAGACAUAUUUAAACUAGUUGCCACUAGAGGGCAUUGUAUCAUAAGAGUUACUGAACCUUAAGAUGAAAACUUAUAUGUAAGUGAAGAACCUGUAAGUGUUAUAUUUAUAACUGCUGAAGCUGAGGGUUUGGUGGACAUUUGAGUCUCUGAUAGUGAAGUGCAAUGGAAAUCACUCAAAUUCAAGCCAAUUUUAAUCUCGCAGCACUCUUGAUACAUGAUGAUCACCCACCAUCAUUUAUCCUGUGUUGAGUUAUUAGGUGCAAACCUCUGAUCAUAAAGUGCUGGACUUGCUGUUUGGAUAACUUUGAGGUCACUUUUCAUUAUAGACUUUUGGCUGGAGCUCUUACUCUGAGUCACGUGGUGCAAGAGCUAGUCAAUCAAUUGAGUAGUCAAUCAACAAAAAAUUAAUCUGGAACUAUUUUUGUAAUUGAUAAAUCAUUUCAGGUAUUGUUUAAAUGAAAAUGCCCCAAAUUUGCUGUUCAAGUAGUGAUUUGAUUCUGUGUUUGGCAUGUAUGAUAUUAAAAUGAAUUCCAUUGGGAUUCGGACUGUUUGGUCGGAUAAAACAAGCAGGAUUUGAAGAGGGAGGAUGUGGAAAAUUGUAAUGGCAUGUUCCACCAUUUUCUGACAUUUUAGAGAUGAAAUGAUUAAUCAAAUAAUUGAACAAGUCCGCAGAUACAUUGACAGUCAAAAUAGUCAUUGGGUGCUGUGCUAAAAUGCACUUUAUCUCUGAGUGUUAUAUGAGAAGGUUUGUAUCAGGUUAAUUUCCGUAUGCUAAAUAUGAAGGUACAGCCAGCAGGGGAUUAGCUUAGCUUAGCAUAAAGACAGGGGGCAGGGGGAAGCAGUUAAGUUGGUUCUAGACAUUUUAGUUUUUGUACACAUAAAGAAAAAUGAGAUUAGCUGCCACUAGGUUUUUAUUUUGUUUUUUUGUUGUUGUUCUUGUAAUUGUUAAACAGAGCCAGGCUAGCUGUUUCCUUUUACUUCCAUUCUUUUUGCUAAGCUAAGCUAAUUGCACGUUAGUUGUAGCUUCAUAUUUAGUGCACAGGCAUGAGUGUGGUAUCAAUCUUCUUAUCUAACUCCUGGCAAAAUAGUGAAGUAAAGUAUUUCCCAAAAUCUCAAAUUAUUGCUUUAAUAUCACAUUUAAGGAAAAACUAAAGGAUUGAUGUCAUCAUAAUCCAAGUUGACACCUGGAGGCAGUGAAGUAGCAGCCCAUAUUCUGCUGCCCAUUGGGAUUAACUUUGUUUUUUAUGUUCUUUUGGAAAGAUAUUAAAUACAAAUGGGCAAAACAGAUGGCUGCUGAGGCAUCCCCUUUUGUUUAAAUGUACAGAUACACAGAAAAUAGUGUAUGUGUAGAUUUAUGUAUGCUAGCAACAUUGCUGAGGUGGUUUGGUCUUUUGGAUCACUAGUCAGCUUUGCUUUUAUAGAUAUUCUCGAUCUAAACGCUCAGCAAAGAUUAAAAAAAACAAAAUGCUCAAGAUGCAUGUGUGUUUCAGGACCAAUAAGAAGCUGUGACUAAGACAAACAAAACACAAGGCCCCUUGCUCAGCGCAGCGGAUAUAAAAAUUCAGCUAAAACAUUAGCGAUGUUUUUUCCUUCCCAGCAUAUUUGGACUAUAACAGGAGUUGUUGGCUAAAAGGCGAUUGACAGAUUGAGCUUGCUGACGUCCGAAGGCUUGUCUUCUCAGAAUAGAUCUCCAACAUUUACGACACUCGUCACUCUUUCAAAGGGAUUGAAAAGAUUGAAAAGGACAGAUGUAUUCUUUCAGUUUCUGAACUGUGUGGAGGUGGCAACAUGAAGUGAUGUACAGCGAUGGAAAAGAACCAACAGUAUUCAAUGAUGUCAAUGUGUAUGUUGUUAUAUAUUGAUUAUUUUGUACAGAAUGUAUAUCGAGCAUGUGCAUACAUUGAAAUGAGUUUUACUACCAGUAUGAUUUACAAUAGACAUUUGAUGUGAAUAUUUUAAGCUCUGAUUUUAGUUGUCUUUUUUUUUUAUUAUCAUCCUCAGACAAAGGUAAUGGAAUUAAUAGUUCAGCACAUAUUCAAGUUCUGUUUCUAGACCAUGAACAAUAGAUACACACAUUUCUGGUUGUUUGCUGUUCUGCUCCACCUUCUCUCAGCAGAUGCAUCGCAGCAGGUAUUUCACGGAUGGCAACUCAGUUUAAAGCAGUUUGUAAUCCUCUCUGGUCCACACUUUUGAUUUAUUUCUCCAGAUGACCGCGGGUCACUCUGCAUAGACUAGGAAAGAACAAAACAGGAUGCAAACUCUAGUAAACCAUGUGUGAAAUUAGCUUCCAUAAAGGUAACCAUGAUGCACACCAACAGCAAAUACGGUAAUGAAAGAUCAGAAAGCUCUUUUACUUUACAUGCACAAAUUAAAAGUAUUACCUUGUCGUACAGCUUUGAUCCAACCAUUGCUGAGUAAACAUGAAUAUGCUGCUUGCAUCUGUUAAAACAAGACAAUAACUGAAGCCAGAUAAAGGAACAAUAUUUAUUUUAACCCAGCCUAUUUAGCAUUUAGAAGCACCAUCUAGUCAUUGAGUAAAUGAGAUCCAAAAAUGUUCUGGGGCCAAAGAAACUCAAUCCUUUUAGUGUUCAAUAAUAUAUUUUUAAACAACUUGAACUCCUUACAUGAAGUAUCCGCAACUGCUGAAUGAACAUGAAUACUUGGUAAUAAAUACUAUAACAUAUUUGUAAUCUUACGUAAUGAUAAUGACACAGGUUUCGAAUACAUUUAUAAAUGAAUUCAAACCUGUCCGUGAAUGAUUUGUACAUGUGUAUAAAUGGUUAAUAAAUGUCGUGUAAGGAUUAGUUAUGAUAGGAAAUGUUAUAUUGAGCAGCCAGUUAUUAAUAACUGUUAAUACACCAGUUGUGGAUGUGUCUUAAAUUGGAGUUAUAAUUGGCAAAGUACAUUAAUAAACACUUAAAAUGCCUUUUUUUUCUUUUUCUUUUCUAUCGUGUCUUAUAAAUCAUUUGUGAAGUGUUUCUAUGCUGCCAAAUGCUUAUAAAUGCUAAACAGAGAGGCUAAAAUAAAAUGCUUGUUUUUUA